Messenger RNA from Penicillium lagena, 915 nucleotides. It is a transcript of the gene ssn8, whose product is annotated as cyclin-dependent protein serine/threonine kinase regulator SSN8. Lineage: Eukaryota; Fungi; Ascomycota; Eurotiomycetes; Eurotiales; Aspergillaceae. Gene Ontology annotation, cellular component: nucleus; mediator complex. The record is from RefSeq and is a predicted model, not a curated record. The coding region runs from base 1 to 915 and encodes 304 amino acids. Gene Ontology annotation, biological process: positive regulation of transcription by RNA polymerase II. Gene Ontology annotation, molecular function: cyclin-dependent protein serine/threonine kinase regulator activity. The transcript has 3 exons.
AUGGCCGCCAACUAUUGGGCCUCGACGCAGCGGCGGCACUGGCUGUUCUCGCGAGAGAAACUGGCCGACGUUCGCGAGCGCCUUCGCGAGCGGGACAAGGCCGCCCAUUCGCAGUUCCCGUUGCCGGAUAGCCGGCUGCUGAACAUCUACUUCAACCAACAACUCAUCAAGCUGGGCAAGCGCAUGUCCACCCGGCAGCAGGCCAUCGCCACCGCUCAGGUGUAUCUGAAGCGAUUCUACACCAAAAAUGAGGUGCGGCAGACGAACCCAUAUCUGGUUCUGACGACGGCCUUUUACUUGGCGUGCAAAAUGGAAGAGUGUCCGCAACAUAUCCGAUUUGUCGUCGGCGAAGCACGCGGACUGUGGCCCGAAUUCAUCACCCCCGAUGUGGCGAAACUGGGCGAGUGCGAGUUUGCUCUGAUCUCGGAAAUGAACUCGCAGCUCAUCGUGCACCAUCCCUACCGCACUUUGUCAGGGCUGCAGACCGAGUUGACGCUAAGCUCCGACGAAGUCGCCCUGGCCUGGUCGGUGAUCAACGACCACUAUCUGACCGACCUGCCUUUACUGUACCCACCUCAUGUGAUUGCCAUCAUGGCGAUCAUUAUCGCAGUGGUUUUCAAGCCAGCGCAUUCAGGUAGUUUCUCGUCUGGAUCCUCACAGCCCUCCUUGUCCAGCAGUCUGCGAGAGGGCGGGCCAAAUAUGCUGGCGACAUUAUCCGAUAAACUCGCUGCGGGGGCUCCUCCCAAGAUCCAAAGGCUUAUCAACUGGCUGGCGGAAAGCGAAGUCGACAUCAAAGCCGUGAUUGACUGUACGCAGGAGCUGAUCUCGCUAUACGAGGUGUGGGAGCAGUAUAGUGAGAAGCACUGUAAGGAACUGAUUGGAAGGAUGGUGAAGAGCAAGAAUUUGGAUAAAUGA